AUGCACAUGAAUGGAUAUCACAGAAAACGCGCAAAUCAUAAGAUGCAUCAUUGGAAUACAUUUCGAUUUGCGUUAAGUUCAAAUCUUGACGAGUGUUUUUACCUUAACGUUAAAGAAAAUGAUACUGUUCAUGUCAUCUAUCAAGUAUUGAAAGGUGGUAAUAAUAAAAUUAAUUUUAGAAUAUACGAUUCAAACUUGGCUGUUGUUUAUACUCAGCUUGAUAGUACAUUCGGAUGGUACGAUAAAGAAACUGUGGAAACGGCAGGCACUUGUCGCAUAUGUCUAAACAACGAUCAGUAUUUCAAAACUAAAACAGUCUAUCUGGCCGUAUUAGCAAUAAGAAACGAUUUAUUACCGUUAGCCGUCGUAAGUCCGUCAGAUGAAAAAAAUGACACAGGUAUUGAUGAAUUUACCACAAAAGCAAUGGUAAGUACUAAUGGGUCGUCUCUGUUUUCUUUAGAAUACUAUUAUGACCUGUGAAUAUAUCAGCCUAUUACUGCUGAUCAGGGACACCAGUACCUCUGAUUAUGGCAGCACAAAUUCUGCUUUUAAGAUUUCUUUCUGUCUCGUUUCUACUUUCCUGAUUUUAAAAUACUUCUUUUAAAUUGAACUAAAAUUUGACUUAUAACACAUGCAUCGACAGGACAACACGUUAAGAUGACCAAACGCCCUGUUUAACUAUUUUUUAUUUGAUACAACCAACUCGUUUUUCUUAGCAACAAAAGGGUUUAAUCUCAUCUCACAUUUUUUCUGCGGGUUUUAUUUCCUUCUAUUUCUCACCCUUACUUCGACAUGUGAUUGACUUUUGAACUCGAAACAAAAGUGAAGAUGAAGAAUGUCGUUUACACGUUGGCUGUGAGUUUUAGUGGGGCGAAUCCAUCUGAAAUGUCCCACAUUUUACAAAAGUUUUUCCACUUUAUUUAAAACCAAUCUAGUUUUAUAGAGCACAUCAAAUUACGUAAGAAACUGUGUUUUCUGACUUCAUAGCUGAUGCAGAACCCGAGAAAGAUGACUUUUACUCUCCCAGCAAAAUUAUCGGAUUCGGCGCCGCUCUCAGUGCAAAUUGAUCAGCACCACGAUGAAUUGUACAACAUGUUCUCCAUUUUUUCGACAAACUGCUUAAGGUUAUUAUUAUAGAGUGGGACAUGAACUAUAUUCUCUAAAACUUUGAAGAACGUGCCGUGUACGGUUCACGAGAUAUUGAGCUUUUUCACUUCUCAUGACCACCGUAUAAAACUGUUAUGUUAGAAAGAAAGAGCAAUGAUCGGUUAGCUACUAACAUGGUUGCCAGAUGUCGGACAGUCCCACAUUUAAAGAUUUGUCCCCGCAAAAAUCUGUCCCGCAGGAUGUCCCUCUUUUCAAGGUUAUUUUCUAGUAUUUUCUAGUUUGACCGUCUUCAAUGGACUUUUCACUUUUGUAUUACACUUCCAAUUCAACAGACCUUUAGCG
Molecule: messenger RNA, 1449 nt
Organism: Didymodactylos carnosus
Lineage: Eukaryota; Metazoa; Rotifera; Eurotatoria; Philodinida; Philodinidae
Source: the annotation of a GenBank genome assembly